This is a messenger RNA of Halichondria panicea, 1850 nucleotides long. Its product is annotated as serine/threonine-protein kinase pim-3-like. Gene Ontology annotation, cellular component: cytoplasm. The record is from RefSeq and is a predicted model, not a curated record. The transcript has 7 exons. The coding region runs from base 402 to 1643 and encodes 413 amino acids. Gene Ontology annotation, biological process: protein autophosphorylation. Gene Ontology annotation, molecular function: protein serine/threonine kinase activity; ATP binding. Lineage: Eukaryota; Metazoa; Porifera; Demospongiae; Suberitida; Halichondriidae.
AACAAAGUGAUACUCACAGCAACUCCAGGCCUCCCUCCUGAAGAUUUUGAAGCUGAAACGAUGGUUGAUUAAGCUAAUAGCUAUAACCUAGAUAAAACAGUGCACAAAUCAGAUUUUGGCAGCUAAAAAUAGCCCAGUGCUUAUGUUUAAGUUUGGCAGGUAACACGCAAUUGAACUUUGACCUAAGGAAUGUGAGUUUACCCUUUGACACACGGAUGUCGUACCUCCUGGUUUUCGCCCGCUAGUAAGUGGGGGUGUGAUCAGUUAAUUAUAUCCGGUAACGGUCGGCGGGAUUUUAUAAGCCAAAAAGUUGCACACAAUUUUUCAAAUUGUGUGCAAAGAGGUGUUGAAGUUUUCACUGCACGGUUCUUUCAUUCAUCAGCUGACCUUCAAACUUUGCGAUGAUGCUCACUCAGCGACUGGGCGUACUAGCGCAUGACUUUACAAAGCAGUGUCGACUUUCCUCCUCCAUCUCCAGAACUGAGGAGAAAACCAGAGAAAGCAAGCCGUCAAGUUGUUCAGAAAGAUACCACACAAAGAGAAUGGAAGAUCAAAGAAAUCUGCACGACUUUUAUCAGCUGGGCGAGACUAUAGGAAAUGGAGGAUUUGGAGCUGUUUAUGCUGGUGUCUCGAGAUUGUCUGGAGAUUCUGUUGCAAUCAAGGUCAUUCCCAAGUCAAAAGUGUAUGGAUGGGCCAAGAUGGGCUCACAAGUUGUUCCAAAAGAAAUCGCCCUGUUACAUGGUAUUGACCACAAGUUCAUUAUCAAAAUGAUUGACUACUUUGAAGACAUUGAUCACUUCUACAUAGUCAUGGAACGGCCUGAGAAGUACAUUGACAUGUUUGACUACAUCACACAAAAGGGUACCGUUAGCGAGAGGUCGUCACGAUUCCUUUUUCGACAAGUAGUGGAGGCAGUUCAGUACUGUCUGUCUGUGGGUGUGGUUCACAGGGAUGUCAAGGACGAGAACAUUCUCAUUGACUUAAAGAAUAACCAGAUCAAGCUCAUCGAUUUUGGGUCAGGCACAUUCAUGCAUGAUGGAAUCUACACUGAAUAUGAAGGUACUCGUGUGUACUGCCCGCCUGAGUGGGUGUUGAAGCAUCGUUACCAUGCUGUGCCUGCCACUGUGUGGUCCCUUGGUAUUCUCCUCUAUGACAUGUUACUGGGAGAUGUGCCUUUUGAGAAGGAGUCGGAAAUUGUGGCGGGUCACUUGCCAUUCCAAGUGGACCUAUCACAAGAAGCAAAGUCACUGAUUCAGUGGAUGCUAUCAUUUUGUCCUGAUGAACGACCUUCAAUUGAUCAAAUCCUCAAUCAUCCCUGGAUGAAAAUGGGCUCCCCUGCAAAGACUGCUUCAACCACACACUCACAACCCACCGCUCACAGCUCCCCCUAUCAGACUAGAGCAGCUCUCUCCUCGACGUACACACCACCCGUACAGACACGUUCAAAGACACAGCAACGACCCAGCAGUGCUGCCGGCCCCCCGUCCAUCAUUUCAAAGGCAUCUCCUAGCAACAGCCGUAACGGAAGUGUGAGUGGUGGGGAUGGAGCCUCCAGUGGACCAAGAGCCAAAGCUGAGAGUAGACUGCCAAGAACUCCUCUCACUAGUAGCAGAAAGACUCGGUUUCAGCCACUUAGAAAUUAAUUUAUUGUCAUGAGAGCACACCAAUCAAUCAAUUCUAUUGCACAGGCAGAUGGUUCAUAUCACUUAGCUAAAUUCUUUGAUCAUGCUAUUACACAGGUAUAAUUAUUAGGUAUAAUUAUUAGGUAUGGAUUGUUUAUUUUUGAUUUGGUGUUGUACACCCUAUUUGUGCCAUUAAUGGUUGUGAAGUACAUGAAAUGAAUAAAUAAA